GCAUUUCUCAGGUACGGCUCACCAGGGGGACCAAAAAGAGACGGAAAUGUAAAGUAUGUGGCAGCCGCAGCGCAACGUUUCCAAAGCGACCUAAAAAUUAUCGGAGGGCAGCCACCGAACAGAGGCGUGCAGUAUGUUGUCUCCCCGCCCUCCUCUUCUCUGAGCUGCGGAAGUUUUCAUGUGUGUGCAUGCGGCCCGGACGGCGCCGGUCCUUUGUGUGGGAUGAUCGGAUCAGGAAGAGUAUGCAGUCCAUGGCCUGAAAUGAAGAGCAGCUGGUUAUGAUUGAGUAUUUCAGAAGACCUGGUUACAUUUAGAGACUGAAGACAUGAGGAAUGCCCAGCCUGCUGCACUGAACGGCUGAUUUACCCAGUCCAUGUUUGAGCUGCAUCACCGAGUUUAAACAUCAUUUAUCACAGCAGUCAGACACAUGCAGAUCUCCGACGAAGGUUAUCACCAUGUCUGUUAGUGCAACAGAGGGUGAUAUCCCAAGGUUCUUUGUGGGCUGUGAGGAAUCGGAUGAGGGGCUGGACCAAGAUAAAGCAGAAAAUGUAGAUAAUAUCUAUGACCACAUUGACGAUGAGGAUGAUGACGACGAUGAAGAAUAUGAUUCUCCCCCGGAGAGGCAGAUUGUGGUGGGAAUCUGUGCAAUGGCUAAAAAGUCCAAAUCUAAGCCCAUGAAAGAAAUCCUAGAACGCCUCUCGCUGUUCAAAUAUAUCACCGUCGUUACAUUUGAAGAAGACGUCAUUCUAAACGAAUGUGUGGAAAACUGGCCACUGUGUGAUUGCCUCAUUUCCUUUCACUCCAAAGGUUUUCCAUUGGAUAAAGCGGUUGACUAUGCAAAACUCAGGAUCCAUUUGUUAUCAAUGACCUUGAAUCUACAGUAUCAAAUUCAAGACCGGAGAGAGGUUUAUAGGAUCCUUAAAGAUGAGGGGAUCUUGCUACCUCGAUAUGCUGUCCUAAACCGUGAUCCAAACAAACCUGAUGAAUGUAAUUUAAUAGAAGGCGAGGAUCAUGUUGAGGUAAAUGGGGAAAUUUUCCAGAAACCCUUUGUGGAAAAGCCAGUAAGUGCGGAGGACCAUAAUGUUUACAUCUACUACCCGACAUCUGCUGGAGGUGGGAGCCAAAGACUUUUCCGAAAGAUUGGUAGCCGCAGUAGUGUGUACUCACCCGAAAGCAAUGUCAGGAAGACUGGUUCAUACAUUUAUGAAGAAUUUAUGCCUACUGAUGGCACUGAUGUAAAGGUUUACACUGUGGGACCAGAUUAUGCUCAUGCUGAAGCUCGGAAAUCGCCUGCACUUGACGGCAAAGUAGAGCGAGACAGUGAAGGAAAAGAAGUGCGGUAUCCUGUCAUCUUAAAUGCCAGAGAAAAACUAAUAGCUUGGAAAGUGUGCCUAGCUUUUAAGCAAACGGUUUGUGGCUUUGAUCUGCUUCGUGCAAAUGGCCAGUCUUAUGUUUGUGAUGUUAAUGGAUUUAGCUUUGUGAAGAACUCAAUGAAGUAUUAUGAUGACUGUGCAAAGAUUCUUGGAAAUAUCAUAAUGCGUGAGCUAGCCCCUCAGUUCCACAUUCCCUGGUCAAUACCGUUGGAAGCAGAAGAUAUACCUAUAGUUCCCACAACAUCUGGAACAAUGAUGGAGCUUCGUUGUGUUAUUGCAGUGAUAAGACAUGGUGAUCGGACACCAAAGCAAAAAAUGAAAAUGGAAGUAAGGCAUCAAAGGUUUUUUGAUCUGUUUGAAAAAUGUUUUGGCUACAAGACUGGGAAAUUAAAGCUGAAGAAACCAAAGCAGUUGCAGGAAGUCCUGGACAUUGCGAGGCAGCUUCUUGUUGAGAUUGGACAGAACAAUGAUUCUGAGAUUGAGGAGAGCAAAGCAAAGCUGGAACAGCUUAAAUCCGUGUUGGAGAUGUAUGGACACUUUUCUGGAAUUAAUCGAAAAGUUCAGCUGACAUAUCUCCCCCAUGGUUGUCCUAAGACAUCUAGUGAAGAAGAAGACUAUCGAAGAGAGGAGCCAUCACUACUUCUAGUCCUUAAGUGGGGAGGUGAACUGACUCCUGCAGGGCGAGUUCAGGCGGAGGAGCUUGGAAGAGCGUUUCGGUGCAUGUAUCCUGGAGGACAAGGAGACUAUGCUGGUUUCCCAGGAUGUGGCUUGCUCAGGUUACACAGUACUUACCGACAUGACCUGAAGAUCUACGCCUCAGAUGAAGGGAGAGUCCAGAUGACCGCUGCAGCUUUUGCUAAAGGCUUGCUGGCUCUGGAAGGUGAGCUGACCCCAAUACUUGUGCAGAUGGUGAAAAGUGCCAACAUGAAUGGUCUCUUGGAUAGUGACAGUGACUCAUUUAGCAGCUGUCAGCAUCGAGUGAAGGCACGACUUCAUGAAAUACUUCAGCGGGAUCGUGAUUUUAGUGCUGAGGACAAUGAAAAGCUGACUCCUACUGGAAGCAUAUCACAGAUUAAAUCCAUGCAGAUUGUAAAGAAUCCAGUGAAGACUUGUGACAAAGUGUAUUCAUUAAUUCAAAGCCUGACUUCCCAAAUUCGACUAAGAAUGGAAGACACCAAAUUUGCAGAUAUUCACCUCUACCACAGUGAGACUUUGGAGUUGAUGCUGCGUCGGUGGUCCAAACUGGAAAAAGAUUUCAAAACAAAAAAUGGAAGAUACGAUAUAAGCAAGAUUCCUGAUAUUUAUGAUUGUAUAAAGUAUGACGUGCAACAUAACUAUUCAUUAAAACUGGAGAGCACAAUGGAAUUGUAUAGGAUAUCCAAGGCACUAGCUGAUAUUGUCAUUCCUCAGGAAUAUGGUAUAUCCAAAGCAGAAAAACUGGAGAUCGCUAAAGGUUACUGUACACCUCUUGUUCGAAAGAUUCGCUCUGAUCUGCAAAGAACACAAGAUGAUGACACAGUAAAUAAGCUUCAUCCACUGUAUUCUCGCGGUGUGAUGUCUCCCGAACGGCAUGUGCGCACACGUUUGUAUUUUACCAGCGAAAGUCAUGUUCAUUCACUACUGUCAAUUCUUCGUUUUGGAGCGCUCUGUGAUGAGACGAAGGAUGAGCAGUGGAAGAGAGCAAUGGACUACCUGAACUUUGUGAAUGAACUGAAUUACAUGACACAGAUUGUUAUUAUGCUGUAUGAGGAUCCAAACAAGGAUCUGUCAUCCGAGGAGCGUUUCCAUGUGGAAUUGCACUUUAGUCCAGGUGCAAAAGGCUGCGAAGAGGAUAAGAACUUGCCUUCAGGAUUUGGAUACAGGCCAGCAUCCAGAGAGAGUGAAAGCUCCAAGAAACAUAUCCAUGGCAAUGACAGUGAUGAAGAUUCUGGCAUAUGCAGAAGAGAUGAGCCUGACAGAUCCAUGGUGAUGUUUAAACCUAUGAUUUCUGAUCCUAUUCACAUACACAGGAAAUCACCUUUACCGCGCUCCAGAAAGAUAGGUUCAGUGGAGGAAGAGAGCCCCCUGAGUGUGUCUAGCCCAGAGUGUAUCGGUACCUGGAUGCAUUACACCGGUGCUGUGGGUUCUGGGCGUCGAAGACGCAGAUCAGGGGAUCAAAUCACUUCUUCCCCUGUGUCCCCUAAAUCAUUGGCUUUCACAUCCAGUAUUUUUGGCUCAUGGCAACAGGUGCUAUCAGAUAACAAUAGCCAUCUAAGAGCAGCCAGAAUAUUGGAGCAGAAGCACAGUGGCUUAGGGUCUCACUGCGCGGGUCUGUUUAGUACUGCAGUGCUCGGGGCCUCCUCAAGUGCACCUAACCUUCUGGAUUAUGCUCGUGCUCAUCGUAAAAAGCUGACUACUCCUGGCUGCAUAGAUGACUCCACACGCAGCUCUGCUGUUAAAAGAUUUUCUAUCUCAUUUGCUCGACACCCAACCAAUGGGUUUGAACUGUACUCCAUGGUGCCUUCCAUAUGUCCUUUAGAGACUCUACACAACUCCUUGUCUUUAAAGCAGGUGGAUGAAUUCCUUUCUGCAAUCGCAGCUCCUUCAAGUGACUGUCUUCUGGAUACCCCCACCGAUUCUCCCUGUACUCCUGGUUUUCAUGUUGGUAGCAGAAAGGUGUCCUUGAACACAUAUACACCAACGAAAAUACUACCGACACCACUGUUUCCAAGCACGGACCUUGCCAAUUCAAACGCUUCUACUCUGCAUGGCAGUGGAGCAUCCAACACCAUAUCUGGAACUGACCUUGUCCAAGAGGAGAGAGAAUCCACUGAGGUCAAAGCAGAUGGCUGUAUACAAGCAACACUGAACCUGCAUCCCUGAUUACUUGCACUGCUUUAAAACUGGAGAAUGGGUUUACUUCAACCAUGUAUCUAUAUGCAAUAUAUUUAAAUAUUAUUUUUUUACUAUAGUCUCAGUUUGUAUAUACCGAUAAGACAGAUGAAUUGUACAUACAGUAUUUUGUGUUUACAAUAUGCUUAACCAUCAGACCAGAAGACUAUUCUUAAACUGCAUCCACUUUCAACAUGUGGCAAUACAAAUUCCAAAAUGUUGUUGCUUGUUAGACCUGAAUUAAAUGAGGUAAAUUCUUACCUGCUGCCAUUUUGAGAUCUGACCACAUGCUUAAUCAAAACAAGCUAGGAUGAAUGUUUAUAUAUAUAUAUAUAUAUAUAUAAUUUUUUUUUUUUUCUUUUAAAGCGGAGCUCUGUGCUAAAAAUAUGCUGUUUAUAAUAGUCAAACAUAUCUUUAUAUAGAAUCAUAUAAUUAUAUAAUAAAAAUCAGUUGCUGCUCUUUGUUAAAAUAGCUUUUGUGCAAUGCCCUACAAUCCCUCACUUACAGUAUCUUGAAAAAGUAUUCAAACUCC
Messenger RNA from Rana temporaria (common frog), 4776 nucleotides. It is a transcript of the gene PPIP5K2, whose product is annotated as diphosphoinositol pentakisphosphate kinase 2. The record is from RefSeq and is a predicted model, not a curated record. The coding region runs from base 456 to 4235 and encodes 1259 amino acids. Gene Ontology annotation, cellular component: cytosol. Gene Ontology annotation, biological process: inositol metabolic process; inositol phosphate biosynthetic process. The transcript is spliced from 31 exons. Lineage: Eukaryota; Metazoa; Chordata; Amphibia; Anura; Ranidae. Gene Ontology annotation, molecular function: 5-diphosphoinositol pentakisphosphate 1-kinase activity; inositol hexakisphosphate kinase activity; diphosphoinositol pentakisphosphate kinase activity.